Molecule: messenger RNA, 522 nt
Organism: Protomyces lactucae-debilis
Lineage: Eukaryota; Fungi; Ascomycota; Taphrinomycetes; Taphrinales; Protomycetaceae
Exons: 3
Coding region: 1-522 (173 amino acids)
Source: RefSeq, a predicted model, not a curated record
AUGCCUGAUGCAAACAGCUCCUCGAAAGGAAAGCGAACAGAUGAAGCGCUCUACGAAAAGUGUUGCGAAGAAAUCAAGAACAAGCCGAACAAAGAUGGGUCUGGCAAAGGUCAGUGGGCUGCUUGGAAGGCUGCAGAGGCGGUAAAGCUUUACGAAUCCAAGGGAGGUAGCUACGAAGGCAAAGCAGAAAGUAAGAACGAGCCCGAAACAGGGCCACCGCAGAAGAAGGGUUCUGCUGAUUCAAAGACGAAGAAAUCAGACAAGUCUAACAAAUUGAAGCCUCCAUCCAAGAAGCGUUCAGCGUCUGAUGAAGAGGCGCAGCCCGAAGCAGAUGAAAAAGAAUCUGGCGAGAAAGGCUCUAAGAAGGCUAGCAGUGAUGAACAGCCCAAGGAGCAGAAGACUGAUGCUAAGAAAACCAAGAAGACCCCAGCAAAGGAGAAAUCGCAAGCUAAUGGCCAGAAAAAGUCAGCUCAAAGUGUUCCCAAGGGAAAGACUGAGCGUGUCACAAGAUCUCAGAAAUAG